AUGAUUUGCUUAGCGAGACUGCUAAGGAACUCACAAAGCCUCUUUGUGGCUAGAGCAUCCUUUCAUACAUCUUCAACUGCAUUUCAACUUGAGACUACAAACAAACCCCUCACGGUGCUCAUACAACCGAGCUCUACUGAAGAUUUCGAGCGCUUUGUACGUGCUUCAGGUCCCCGAGCAUUUGUGUCUGGCUUUGAGGAUCCAUAUCUUAAUUUAGCACUGGAGUCUUAUAUUUUCAAGCAUAUGCCCGUGGUUGAUUCCAAAUCUUCACCAUUAUCAUCAUCACCGUCGUCUUUUCCUUCUACUUCUUCUUCUCCUUCAGUUGACGAUAUUAUUGGUUUUGACAUUGAUGGAACUUACGACCUCGAUACUCCCAAAACACAUAACCGGUUGCUGCUCUAUGUCAACAAGGCCUGCAUAGUUAUAGGUCGCAACCAAAAUCCAUGGCGCGAGUGUAAUUUACCGUUAGUAAAGUCACUAGGUGUGCCACUGUUACGGCGUAGAUCUGGAGGUGGUGCCGUAGUACACGAUUCAGGGAACGUCAAUUUUUCAGUCAUGACACCCCGCGAGGAAUUCACCCGUGACAAGCAUGCUCAAAUGAUUGUGAAGGCAGUUAACAAACUUCCUCCCGAGGUACAAAAACGGAUUCAAGGUCAGCAAGAUAUUUUGGAAGAUGAUGCAGAUGAGUUGCUGGGGGGAAACAGCCAAAUGGAUAUACCCAUGGAUGGAAUUGCAACGCCGUUUGAUGGUGCUGGUGGUUUAGGAAGUGAUAUCCCAACCGAAGGCCUUGCAGUGCCAGUCCCCGGCCCACAAAUUAAACUUGCUGUUAACACACGUUAUGAUAUCAUCCAAGAUAUUACGGAAGAUCCGUCUUUUCCCCAAGAUACUCAACCACCAAAGAUUUCUGGGUCUGCAUACAAAAUUGAACGCAAUAGGGCAUACCAUCACGGAACUAUGUUACUGAAUGCACGCUUAGAUAUCCUUAAAGCUUUGCUGCACCGAGACGAGGCCCGUCUGGGCAAGGUUGUGGGUCGUGGCGUUGAGAGUGUAAAGUCACCUGUGGCCAACUUAGGCAUGGACAAGGAUGUGUUUAUAUCUACGGUGAUUGAUGCGUUUGCAGCCAAAUACUGUGAUGUGAGUUUAUUAGAACCAUCACCGUCAUCUACGACAGUUUCCAUUGACAAUGUUACUACUAAGGAUGAGUUUGUGAACCCCUUGACUGUUGGAAUUGAUGAUUACGAAGAGCUUGGAAGGGAGUCUUUGCCAGUACCUGAAUCUGUGGUUUUGAACGGUGAUCCUUUACCUGUUAUGCUUGUGCGGCCUGAACACUUACCAAGGGAAAUUUACGACGCAGCACGCGAGUCCAUGGGCUGGGAAUGGCAGUUUGGCCAAACACCUGAGUUUACUCACCGGUUAGAGUUCCCAGGCGGGUGGCCUUUAAGUGUAGUUUUACCCCCAGCGUCUUUAUCUGGCAACAAUGAUUUGGCCAUUACGUUUAGUGUCAAUCGUGGUAGGCUGUUAGACUUUAAGGUGGAGCCUGAGGAAUGUUCGAUUGCUGAGGAGGAGUUUCAGUUUUUGCGGCGCAUGAUUGAGUUGGAGGAAGAAAAACGGGCUGCCGGUGAUAAGAGUGCCGGUGUUAAGUAUGUGGGUAAGGAAGUUGCCGGGUAUGUUCCGAAUGACGAGCUGGCCCGGUGGAUUUCAGAGAGCAUUGACGGAACGCUUCUUAUGUAA
Messenger RNA from Magnusiomyces paraingens, 1731 nucleotides. RefSeq lists its product as uncharacterized. The coding region runs from base 1 to 1731 and encodes 576 amino acids. NCBI's taxonomy places the organism in Eukaryota, Fungi, Ascomycota, Dipodascomycetes, Dipodascales, Dipodascaceae. The transcript has a single exon. Gene Ontology annotation, molecular function: lipoyltransferase activity. The record is from RefSeq and is a predicted model, not a curated record. Gene Ontology annotation, biological process: protein lipoylation. Gene Ontology annotation, cellular component: cytoplasm; mitochondrion.